CUUUUGAUUGGCCGACCCACUGCUGCAAGAUUCUAACCGUCUUAUUUUGAUGAUGAAUAUGAAGGCAUGCUAAGCCGUGCCGGAGAGUAGUUUUUCCGAGGGCUGCACUCUUGCCAGCAAAGCUCAAGGACUGACAGUCUCCUUCGCUGUUUUCCUCUCUCAGCAGACCCCGCCACCCCUCAAAAAAGUUGUGAUGCUUUUCUUCACACAGUGUUUUGGGGCUGUGUUAGAUCUCAUUCAUCUCAGGUUUCAGCACUACAAGGCGAAGAGGGUCUUCUCCGCUGCCGGGCAACUUGUGUGCGUCGUAAACCCUACGCGUAACCUAAAGUAUGUGUCCACUAGACGUGCAAUCACACAGAGCCUUCCAGAGUCAGCUGGCUGCCAUCCUCACCGUCACCUCCACCACCACCGUCACCACCAACAACAACAACAACACCACAGCCACCACUGCCAUUACUCCCUCCCUCACCACCUUCAUUAUCAGGAGGCUCCGCUCCCCCCCUGCAUAUGCCCUUUAUUUUCCUGCCACUGGGAGGGCCAGCUGGAGGUGGUACUGUCCCACCUGAGGCAAAGCCACAGAAUCGAUAUCCUCCAGGGAGCAGAGAUAGUCUUCCUGGCUACAGACAUGAACCUCCCAGCACCAGCUGAUUGGAUCAUCAUGCAUUCCUGCUUGGGUCACCACUUCCUACUGGUUCUGAGGAAGCAAGAGAAGUACGAGGGCCACCCGCAGUUUUUCGCCACCAUGAUGCUGAUUGGGACCCCAACUCAGGCUGACUGCUUCACCUAUCGCCUGGAACUCAACAGGAACCAAAGGCGCCUCAAGUGGGAGGCGACCCCCCGAUCGGUCCUGGAGUGUGUGGACUCCAUCAUCACUGAUGGUGACUGCCUGGUAUUAAACACCUCCCUGGCCCAGCUCUUCUCUGACAAUGGCAGUCUGGCAAUUGGGAUUGCGAUCUCAGCAAGCAAGGUUCAAAACCCUGAAGCUGAGACCUGAGGGACAGGGGCAUAGGCAAACAACUACUGCCUCCAAGAACAACAAACCAUUGGUUGUGUCUCCAUGGUUUCUGGAUGUCAAGACUCUAGACUUUCUUCUUCUUUUUUUGAUCUCAGGUCUUUUGUGGUAUUUAGUAUUUGUCUGCCAUGGGCAUUAUGUUAUGUAUACAUCCUGUGAUUUAAGAUCUCAAUGUAAUAUAUUUCCUAUUUCAUUGAUACAA
Molecule: messenger RNA, 1214 nt
Organism: Antechinus flavipes (yellow-footed antechinus)
Lineage: Eukaryota; Metazoa; Chordata; Mammalia; Dasyuromorphia; Dasyuridae
Gene: SIAH3
Product: siah E3 ubiquitin protein ligase family member 3
Exons: 2
Coding region: 194-994 (266 amino acids)
Biological process (GO): proteasome-mediated ubiquitin-dependent protein catabolic process; multicellular organism development
Cellular component (GO): cytoplasm
Molecular function (GO): ubiquitin protein ligase activity; ubiquitin conjugating enzyme binding
Source: RefSeq, a predicted model, not a curated record